Salpingoeca rosetta is the source of this 1171-nucleotide messenger RNA. RefSeq lists its product as uncharacterized. NCBI's taxonomy places the organism in Eukaryota, Choanoflagellata, Craspedida, Salpingoecidae. Gene Ontology annotation, cellular component: Golgi stack. Gene Ontology annotation, biological process: intra-Golgi vesicle-mediated transport; SNARE complex disassembly; Golgi to plasma membrane protein transport. Gene Ontology annotation, molecular function: ATP hydrolysis activity. The record is from RefSeq and is a predicted model, not a curated record. The transcript has 8 exons. Bases 47 to 1171 code for a protein of 374 amino acids.
UUGAAAACAUGCACAAAUCCUCUACAAUCGCCAAUCCAAACAAAGGAUGACGACGAUGAUGAGGACGCUGCUGGUUCGAGUGGCGGCGUGUGUGCUGGGGGUUAUGGCAAUGGUGGCGACAGCACACGCCAGCGAUGGCAGCAGCACAGCGGAAGCAGACAACAACGCAGGUGGCAUUCCCGACGUGUGGGAGAUGGAUGGCGCUCGGUUUGAUUUGGCGGCCCUGAAGCUGGAAGUGUUUGCGGCCCCAAUCGCCAGCGUCGGUGGAUCGUCCCUACGACUCAAGCUGGGAGGAGGGUUGCCAUGCAAGACGAUGGCGGGCCAGCCAGCACACCAGCGCCAUUUUAGUGACGACUCGGCCACUGCCGCGUGCAUGUUGGUGCCUGGGGUCCCACCAAACGUGGCAGCAAGCACGGCCGGUGCGCGCAUCAGUCUCCUGGACGCCGGUAACCCCGGAAUUGGCUUUGUCGUCAGCCUGCAAGGCGGCGACCACUGUGAGGUCGUCAAGCGAGGGCGCAAGCUUGACGCUCGCUUCCUCUGCGAUCCAACAGGCGCCAGGCGCAGCGUGACGGCGUGGGAGGGCCAAGGCAUGAAUGUAUGCCACUACGUCAUGGAGAUCAGAACGCAGCAGGCCUGUCCGGCACACACCACCUCCGCUCGGCCGGUUGAACCGCUGCUGUCGGGCGUGAGCGGCUGUGCAUCAGACACAGACACAUCCACAUCAGGCUGCAAGCAAGGCAUGACACUCGUUGUGCAUGGCCGCGGCUUCCAGCACAAUGUGGCUGCUGCAGAUGUGCUUAUUGGUGACGCAACGUGCCUGAAUACGCGCAUCAUGUCAAACUGGCAGUUGACAUGCACGCUUCCAGACGUACCAUCGCUUCACCCGACGCUUGAGGUGCGAUUGCAUCAUGCCGAUGGUGAGCCCACGGUCCUUCGUGUUGAAAACGCCGUCACCUAUGCGCCAUCGCCACAACGCCUCCAUCACCAAUUCCAAACGUUUGAGGACUUGGGCGUGGGUGGACUCAACAAGGAGAUAUCUGAGAUUUACCGGCGCGUGUUCCAAUCCCGCGCGCUCCCGUCAAACAUCGUCUCCGCACUCGGCAUCAAGCACAUCAAAGGCAUUCUUCUCUACGGUCCACCGGGAAGCGGCAAGACGCUCGUUGCGCGGUGA